Molecule: messenger RNA, 4237 nt
Organism: Dendroctonus ponderosae (mountain pine beetle)
Lineage: Eukaryota; Metazoa; Arthropoda; Insecta; Coleoptera; Curculionidae
Product: xanthine dehydrogenase
Exons: 24
Coding region: 135-3944 (1269 amino acids)
Molecular function (GO): FAD binding; 2 iron, 2 sulfur cluster binding; iron ion binding
Source: RefSeq, a predicted model, not a curated record
UUGCAUGCAACAACAUAAAUUUAGGUUGUUGAGCCAUUUUAAUGUAUAUUCCAUAGAAACAUUAGCAGCCACUGACUAGGUACGUGUUAAAAGUAUUAGGAUAAUAGCUAGUGAUUCAGAACCUGGAAUUAAAAAUGGAUUUGUUGGGUGAGGUGGACAUUACAGUUAACGGGAUAAGGCAUCAAGUGCCGACCAGCAGAUGUACCCCCAAUAUAACACUAAAUUCGUUCUUGCGUGAUGAAUUAAUGCUCACCGGUACCAAGAAAAUGUGUGAAGAAGGAGGUUGUGGAGUAUGCAUUGUCGUAAGAAAAAUCAAUAAUUCGCAGAAAUAUUUAGCAAUCAAUUCGUGCUUAAUAUCAUUGCUUUCAUGCCAAGGAUGGCACAUUUAUACGAUAGAAGGAAUAGGUGAUUCCGACCAGAGACAUGUUAUACAGGAGAGAUUAAUUAAAUUUAAUGGAAGUCAAUGCGGAUUCUGUACUCCUGGAAUGAUAAUGAAUAUGUAUGCUCUACAACAAAGCGAUUUCGAAUUGAGUAUGGCUGAUGUUGAAAACUCAUUCGGUGGCAAUAUUUGUCGCUGUACUGGGUAUAGGCCAAUCCUGUCAGCUUUUAAAUCUCUAUGUAAAGACGCGACUCCAGAUCUGAAAGCAUGCAUUCGAGACAUAGAAGAUCUUAGCACAGAUAAUGAUUUCAAUUGCAGAUCUAAGAAUAAUGAAGAUCGAAAUGAGAUGAAAUCUUCGCGAGGUGUUGAGGUAAAGCCACCAUUCCACUUUAUGUUCCCGAGGGAGACCUGGAUUAGGGUGUAUGAGUUUAAUGAUCUACUACGAGUUAUGAAAACUUUUAAUGGCCCUCGAAUUUGUACACUGGUAGCAGGAAAUACGGCUAAAGGGGUCUAUAAACAUAAAAUUGUGGCUAAUGUAUACGUAGACAUCUCGGUUAUUGGAAAACUACGAGGGCAUAAAAUUAAUGAAAACUUUUUGGCUCUUGGAGCUAAUGUCACCCUUACAGAUACUGCAAAGAUAUUUGAAAGAGAAUCGGCGAAAAAUGAACAAUUUACAUACUUGAAAGCCGUAGCUGAACAUACUCAGCUGAUAGCAACAGUGCCAAUACGAAAUAUUGGAACACUAGCAGGAAACCUAAUGAUUAAACAUAACCAUCGAGAAUUUCCCUCAGAUAUAUUUUUAGUGCUUGAAACUUGCAAUGCAACGCUGGAUAUUGUUGAUAUUGAAGGCAACAAGCACCUGACUAGCCCACAGCAAUUUCUAAAGCUGGAUAUGUCAAAUAAAGUGAUUCGAAAAAUUUUGUUUCCAAAACUAAGCAACAUGGAAUAUAAAUAUGGUAGCUAUAAGAUAAUGCCACGGCAUCAAAAUGCUCACGCGUUGCAAAACGCCGGAUUCCUUUUUCAUUUCGAGCAAGAAAAUAAUAAACUUCGAUCAGCGAGGAUAGUUUAUGGUCAUGUUAACAAAAAGUUUGUUCACGCCUCAAAAACUGAACAAUUCCUAUCGGGAAAGUAUAUUUUCGAUAAUGGCGUUUUACAAUCAGCGUUGAAGGUAUUGGAUGGAGAAUUGGAGUGUGAAACUAUUCUUCCGGAGGCACGACCAGACUUUAGGAAAGGAUUAGCUAUUUCGCUGUUUUACAAGUUUAUUCUGAAUAUUGCGCCAAAAAAAUGUGUUUCUCUCCCUAACCUAACUGGUGGAUUGAUGCUAAAUAGACCAAUUUCAAAAGCCGCUCAGGAAUAUGAUACAAAAGAAUGCAUUUAUCCUUUAGCUAGAGGCAUUGCCAAAAUCGAAGCGAAAUAUCAAGUAACUGGAGAAGCUGAAUACAUUAUGGAUAAGCCGAAUUAUCCAAACCAACUUUACGCAUCAUUCGUAACAACAAAAGCCCGACCCAAAACUAAAAUCCUCAAUCUAGAUGCCACAAAAGCCCUGAAAAUUCCUGGCGUUGUGGCAUUUUUUGACAAAGACUCAAUACCGGGUAGAAAUACCUUUACUCCAUUAGAAAUGGGACUGUUCUCCAGCGAGGAGAAAUUAUUUUGUUCUGAUUCCAUCGAAUAUUAUUACCAGCCAGUCGGAAUUAUUGUUGCAAUAACACACGAUUUAGCCCAAUCCGCUAGUGAAAUGGUAGAAAUUCGGUAUGGAGCAUCUGCAAAAAAUGCUAUUCUUUCGAUCAACGAUGCGUUAGAAAAUGGCCAAAAUAGAGUAUCAAAAAUCAGAGCUGUCAAUACAGGUGCAGAAGAGCAAAAAGAGGAGACUAAGGAAAUAACGGGAACAUUCAGAUUAUCGGGGCAAUAUCAUUAUCACAUGGAAACUCAAUGUUGUAGUGCUGUUCCAAAAGAAGAUGGGAUCAAUUUGUAUCCUUCGAGCCAGUGGAUCGACUUAUCACAAUGCGCGGCAGCCGCUGUGUUGAAUAUUCCGGCUAAUAAGAUCGACAUAUCAGUAAAACGGCUUGGAGGUGGCUUCGGAGCAAAGAUAAUUAGGAAUAGCUUGAUUUCAAGUUCAACUGCUUUGGCAUGCUAUUUACUAAAACAACCUGUUAAGAUGUGGCUUCCAUUGGAAAGCAAUAUGAAUAUUAUAGGGAAGCGAUAUCCAGUACACAGUAAAUACAAAGUUUGGGUAAAUGAUGAAGGGAUUAUUCAAAGUUUUGAAAACAACAUUUAUUUUGAUCACGGUAAUGCUAAUAAUGAGAAUGUUGUUGAAGAAUUCUUCGACAUCUAUUUUAAAACUUACAACACUAAGCUAUGGAGAGCAGAUUUUUGCGUCGUUCAUACUGAUAAUCCUACAACAUGUUACACCAGAGCACCGGGAUCAGCUGAAGCGCUAGCUAUGGUUGAAGCAGUGAUGGAACAUACAGCCAUGGAACUAGAAAUGGAUCCUUUAGAAUUUAGAUUGAAAAAUCUGAAUAAGGACGACUCAAAAUUGAUAGAGCACAUUAAUGACUUGCUUCAAUGGGCUCAAAUAUAUGAGCGAAAGUCCACAAUACUGGAAUUUAAUAAAAAUAACAGAUGGAGAAAAAAAGGAAUUUCUGUUGUCCCAAUGACAUAUCCCUUUCACCUGAUGCUUGGCUAUGGAAUUUUAGUAUCCAUAUAUCACAUUGAUGGAUCAGUAGCCAUUGCACAUGGAGGAGUAGAAAUAGGACAAGGAAUAAACACCAAAGUGGUUGAAGUGUGUGCCUAUAAACUAGGAAUAUCGGUUGAUCAAAUCACAGUAAAACCUAGUAACAAUUUAAUAGCACCAAACGCAUCAAUGACCGGCGCUAGUUUAACCAGCGAAGCAGUUUGUUGGGGAGUUAUAAAGGCUUGUGACACGCUGCUGAAAAGAAUAGAGCCCAUGAAAAAAAUGUUUUCAAAUGCAUCAUGGCGGGAACUGAUUCAAAAGUGUCAUCAGGAGUUUAUAAAUUUAUGUGCAACUUCUAUGUGCCAAGGAGCGAAGGAAGAAGAUUUGCAGCCUUACAAUGUUUACGGAGUAUGUGCAUCGGAAAUUGAACUCGAUGUUCUUACUGGCCAAUAUCAAAUUACAAGAGUAGAUCUAUUGGAAGAUGUUGGUGACAGUAUGAAUCCUGGAAUCGAUAUAGGGCAGGUGGAAGGUGCUUUUGCAAUGGGUUUAGGAUACUUUUGUACCGAACAAAUUAUCACCGAUGAAGAUGGGAAAAUUUUGACUAACCGAACAUGGAAUUACAAACCUCCAGGUGCCAAGGAUAUUCCAAUCGAUUUUCGUAUAAAAUUUCCUAAGAAAAUUCCGAAUAAAGUUGGUGUGCUUAAAUCAAAAGCUGUAGGUGAGCCACCCUUCUGUCUAGCUGUUUCAGUACCAUUAGCGAUUAGGCACGCUGUAGCUUCUGGAAGAACCGAAUUUGCCCCGACAUUAAAUAAAUGGUAUCCAAUUGAUGGAGCUUCAACUGUAGAAAAUACGUAUUUAAAUUGUCAACAUGGCAUUAUUUCAUACAACUUAUAGUCAACUAGUUUAUAUGUAAAUAGUAAUGAAAUUGUUUAAAAUGUAUAGUAAAAUUGCAAUGUUCAACAAAUGCGUUUAGUUCUUUAUCUAUCAGCUAGUGAAAGUAUUUUUUAAGUCCUGUGUAUUUUGAUUUCUUACUCUUCUAGUUUUUCAGUUAUAUUUUAAUAUUUUAUAGUAGAUAUAAUACAUAUUUUAAAUUGGGAAAAGUACUUCUUCCCAAGCUUAAUCUAACGAACAUGUAAAACAACGUUUUCGAUUAAAAGUGCAUUAAUUUCUAUUAAGUUAUAUUUUAU